This is a messenger RNA of Penicillium olsonii, 2097 nucleotides long. The record is from the annotation of a GenBank genome assembly. Lineage: Eukaryota; Fungi; Ascomycota; Eurotiomycetes; Eurotiales; Aspergillaceae.
AUGUCGAUUUCGCGCGGGGCGAUGCCUUCAUAUCAGCCAUUCCAGUGUCUGGUCUGCCAAAGUCGUUUUACUCGACACGAGAAUCUCAAACGACAUUCAGCCCUACAUUCCCGUUCUCAAGCCGAGGCGUCGCUGCCCUGUGACUUUUGCCAUGCCACAUUCUCACGCCCAGACUUGCGAAACAGACACAUGAAGAGGAAACACCCGGAAAAGGAGCAACACCGGGUCUCGAAGAGAGUACAGCGUGCAGCGCCGACUCAUGUUCGAGGUCACUCUUCAUCGCCGACAGCUGUGUCGCCAGCUGGAAGUCAGGAAGCCACACCUUCUCCAAACGGAGCGCAUUCAAGUCCAGAGAAUGGGAUUGGAUCUGAUGCUGCGGCGUGGAACUCGGCGAUGCAGUAUCAACAGCGCCAUUUUGAUCGGCCUCACCUCGGAGAAACAUCCGAUCUUGCGACAACGACACCCUCGGCCUCGAGAGUUACGAAGACUCGGCUCCCGACAGACUCAUUACACCAAAAUACUUUGAAUGAGACGAGCCUAAUCGAUCAAAUUGUACAAGAUGCAACGGACCUAGAGCGCAAUUUGCUCAUGGGAACCUCAUUCUUGAAGCCCGCUAAUCACCCCGAACCUCAAUUACCCUUGAUUACUACGCCGGACGAUACACUCGAUGCAAACCUGAGCGAAUUCAACUUCAAUCAACCUAUUCUCGAUCGUCUUUCACCAAACGAUAUACCCCAACUCCAGGUCGAUUGGGCGCCGACUGCCCUUCAAAUCUCACGAGGUUGCGAUCUCUUCUUCGCCCGAGUGUCACACUUUUUGCCAUUUCUCCACUCUCCUACCUUUGAUCCAACACAAGCUCCUUCUCAUUUAGUUCUGAGCCUCUUAUCCCUGGCAUAUCAGCAUGGCGAGGAUCCAGAAUGCGGUGAACAAGAGGGCUCCGGAGAGAGAUUCUCCAUACGUUGCUUUCACCAAGCCCGAGCUCUCCUCGCCUCGGAUGAGGGGAGACCAGACGCUGCGACGAUGAUACCAACCCUGGUUCAAUCGUAUUUACUCCUUCAGAUAUGCGCCAUGAUGUAUCUCUGUGGUGAGAACUCAGCCUCGGGAUUGAAGAUGCAUUCUCAUAUGAUCUCUCUCGCGCGCACAGGUCGCAUGACACAGCCGCUGCCGGUCGAGUCUGGCGCCACAGCUGACUUGGAGUCUUUGUGGCGAGAGUUCGUCAAGGCCGAGUCAUACAAGCGAACCCUUUUCGCGGUACAUCAAAUUGAUGCAUUGUGGUAUCAAUUCUUGUCAAUCCCCCGGUCUAUCUCACACCUCGAAAUCAAACACAAUCUUCCCUGCCCCCAAGAUCAAUGGGAAUGCUCCUCAUCUGCGGAAUGGGCUCAUCGUCAACUCAUUGCCAGGAACUCCGGAUCUUCUGUCAAAUAUACAGAUGCCGUUCGAUGCUUCCUCUCCUCAGAUGCCGACAUCACAAUUUCGCCCUUCGAUCCAUACGGUGCUAUAAACAUAGCCCAAUUCCUAAUUUCCAGCGCCCGCGAAAUCUCAGGCUGGUCCACUAUGACCGGAAUCCUGAGCAUGGAGAGGUUCGGAGCACUGAGAUCAUCCCUCGUCGCCCUCAGUCCCUAUAUCUGCCCAGAAACACAGAGCUCGCGAACGAACCACGCAGCAUCAUGCGCGGCAACAUGGCAAACUGCCAUGCUUGAGCUCCAAAUGUGGUCACCCUCCCAUACUGGCGGUAUCGUCGAAGGCAGCAUUGAUGCUGUUCUAAGCCAGUCAACAUAUCUAGGCACGUCAGAGUACCUGUGCGAGCCCAGCACUACCAAGGCUAUACUACCGCACGUGAAUUGGUUCCUGCGGUACCUUGAGGAGACACUGAUACCUGACUCUGAAGCGCCGUGGGUUACUUUGUAUGCAUAUAAGGCGUUUUUGAUCGCUUGGCAGCUCAUCGGUGGUGGUGCUCCUGGGGCGAUGGAGGCUGUUGGUGUUCGGGAUGGAGAUUUGGAGGGAGCUAUGCUAUGGGCGAGAAAGGUCUUUCACAGAAGGCAGAAGAAGCAGCUUGGGAAAUUGAUCCUCUCUUGCUUGGACGAGCUGUGUAAGUAA